This is a messenger RNA of Acanthochromis polyacanthus (spiny chromis), 1445 nucleotides long. It is a transcript of the gene prpf38a, whose product is annotated as pre-mRNA processing factor 38A. The record is from RefSeq and is a predicted model, not a curated record. Gene Ontology annotation, cellular component: precatalytic spliceosome. The transcript has 10 exons. The coding region runs from base 98 to 1027 and encodes 309 amino acids. NCBI's taxonomy places the organism in Eukaryota, Metazoa, Chordata, Actinopteri, Pomacentridae.
CUGGUUUGUUAACCGCCAAUGACUCAAAAGAAGAGGAAGGAGGUUCGAUGCUAACGUUGUAGUGUUCAUGAUAGCAAAGUAGUGCAGUUUUAUUACGAUGGCAAACAGAACUGUAAAAGAUGCUAACAGUAUACAUGGCACGAACCCGCAGUAUCUAGUGGAGAAAAUCAUCCGAACUCGAAUCUACGAGUCUAAAUACUGGAAGGAGGAGUGCUUCGGUCUCACCGCUGAGCUGGUUGUCGACAAAGCCAUGGAGUUGAAGUAUGUUGGAGGAGUUUAUGGUGGAAACAUCAAGCCCACUCCCUUCCUCUGUCUCACAUUGAAGAUGCUGCAGAUUCAGCCUGAAAAAGACAUAAUUGUUGAGUUCAUUAAAAAUGAGGAUUUCAAGUAUGUUCGGUUACUUGGAGCGAUGUACAUGAGGUUGACUGGCACUGCAGUGGAUUGCUAUAAAUACCUGGAGCCUCUGUACAAUGACUACAGGAAGAUCAAGAGUCAGAACAGAAAUGGAGAGUUUGAGGUGAUGCAUGUGGACGAGUUCAUCGAUGAGCUUCUUCAUGCAGAGAGGAUGUGUGACAUCAUCCUGCCCCGACUCCAGAAGAGACAAGUCCUGGAGGAGGCUGAGAUGUUGGACCCACGGGUCAGUGCUUUAGAGGAGGACCUGGAUGAAGUGGAAAGCAGUGAAGAAGAGGAUGAGGAAGAAGAAAAGCCAGAGAGACUACAGACCCCAGAACCCCACAGACGUGGUUACCGUGACAAUGACAGACCUCGUCGAUCUCCAUCACCACGUUACAGACGCAGUCGGUCCCCCAGACGGAGGAGCAGGUCUCCAAAGAGGCGCAGUGUGUCGCCCCGGAGAGACCGCCAUCGGAGCAAGAGCCCCCGCAGACACCGCAGCAGGUCCAGAGACAGACGCCACCGCUCAAAAUCCCCUGGUCACCACAGAAGCCACAGACAUCGCAGCCACUCAAAGUCGCCAGAAAGGAGUUCUAAAAAGAGUCACAAGAAGAGUCGAAGAGGAAACGAGUGAUCUUUCUUCAUUAAAACAUAUUUUGCUUUUUCAAAAUCUUCAAACUGUCAAAGAUUCUGCCCCAAAAUUGAAUCCGUUUUUAUGGCACGCAAUCUUAGUUUUAUACAUUGGACCAUGACAUGUCUGUAACAUACUUUAAAUGUAAAGGUCUCAAAUCUUUCAGCAGUGUUUAAUUAGUCUAUGAAGCAAAUAAGGCUUGACGGUCAAUUUUUUUAGCCUCACUCUGUUGGAAAAACCCUCUGACAGAUAAAAAUCUAAUAAUACUCCCCAUUUUUUUUUCGUGAUUAUAGUCAUUCCUGGUAACCUUUAGAUCCAUGUACCUCCAAAAAUUGUGUUGCUUGUGAACAGAUUCUGUAUGUUGAUUUGUAUCAUUCUGGGACCUGACGUUUGUCAAAGAAAUAAAAACCCCAAUUUAUUA